Molecule: messenger RNA, 908 nt
Organism: Bacillus rossius redtenbacheri
Lineage: Eukaryota; Metazoa; Arthropoda; Insecta; Phasmatodea; Bacillidae
Product: odorant receptor Or2-like
Exons: 5
Coding region: 411-791 (126 amino acids)
Biological process (GO): detection of chemical stimulus involved in sensory perception of smell; sensory perception of smell
Cellular component (GO): plasma membrane
Molecular function (GO): odorant binding; olfactory receptor activity
Source: RefSeq, a predicted model, not a curated record
CCUACGUAAAAUCUAAAAUGGCGUUUCCUGUGCUUAAAGUGUUUUGUGUUCAGCAAUGUUUAAAGAAUGAAUCUUUAAUUUUAUCCCUUCCCAUUGGAAUAUGUUUUUACGAAAGUGGUUGAACGUCGAAGUGCCUGGUCGUUUGAUAUGGUCUUUGGUCAUAAUGAUCGAGAUGAUAGAAACUUUAUUUCGCUGGCCUCCCCAUUCAUCUGACAUAAUGCCAUGCGAAUUUUCCUUUGGGGCUUUAUAAAAGAUCGUGUCUAUGUUCCACCUUCACAGUUGAGACGCAGAAUUGAAGAGUCUAAUGCUUCCAUUUCUCCAGACUUUUUGAACAAAAUGUGGGAAGAAUUGGUCUUCAUGUUGGAUGCUUGCCAUAUAACUAAAGGGAUGUUCGCGAGCUGCGAGAGCUGAUGGAAAACUUCCUGUUCGUGCUGUACCUGCUGGGGUCCGGCAACCUGUGUGCCCUUGCCUACGAAGUCUCCAAGGCGCCCGGCUUCAACCAUCAGAUGACAUCUGCCGGCAGUUACCUAAUGGGCAUGGUGUUUCGGCUGGGCGUCUACUGCUACUACGGAUCUGAGAUCACCAGCGAGGUCAGCGCCCCAGACUGUGCUGCACACAAUCAACUACAGCCUGAAAGUGGGGGAGGCGCUUUACUUCAGCGACUGGCUGGGGGCACCCAUGGCCUUCAAGCAGCACUGCGUUCUGGUGAUAGCACGCUCGCACCGCCCCGUCCGCUUCACGGCCGGCAAGUUUGGCACGCUGUCUCUGGACACCUACUCCAAGAUCAUUAACACAGCUUACUCCUACUUCAUGCUGCUGAGAAAGAUGCAGAGUGUUUGAAGAUUCAGCAUUCAUCACUUUUGGCAAGCAUUGUAGCAUUUAUCCUGAAUAAAGUUGUACAAUCCUGA